This is a messenger RNA of Aspergillus saccharolyticus JOP 1030-1, 4329 nucleotides long. RefSeq lists its product as uncharacterized. Gene Ontology annotation, biological process: DNA-templated transcription. Gene Ontology annotation, molecular function: DNA binding; zinc ion binding; 3-dehydroquinate dehydratase activity. The transcript has 9 exons. The record is from RefSeq and is a predicted model, not a curated record. The coding region runs from base 1 to 4329 and encodes 1442 amino acids. NCBI's taxonomy places the organism in Eukaryota, Fungi, Ascomycota, Eurotiomycetes, Eurotiales, Aspergillaceae. Gene Ontology annotation, cellular component: nucleus.
AUGCAGACUGCGCUACAACAGCCCGUGGGGAUGACGCUGUUAGCGGAUGCCGCCACGUCCCUCACGGCUCUCAAAGGUUCAACAUCGAUUGCGGUCUCAGCUUCCCCCACUCCGAUAUCACCUCUAGAGUCCGCACGAACCGUGAUCACGCUUUUUACCCCCGGUCAGGAGGGUAUAGUGCAGGUCAUUGCAGAGAUCCUUGGGAAACCAUGGACGACAGAAACCUCCUUGUCAGUUUUGGGGAGGAGCAGCAGCGCAGUGGUUGUCGGCGUUCUAGCCACUAAAGAUUUGACCCGGGACCUGCAAGAAGGCGACCAUGCGGCGUGGAUCCUCGUUAACACGCAUUGUGUUGACGACGGCUCUUUCCCAGAAGAGGCACUGAGUGACUGUUGUCAUUACGAAUUCUUAUACUCACUCCGAAGUCCAUUCUUUCGACGGGACCUGACCAGGUUUCUCUCUCUGAUUCUGGGCCAGAGUCGUCCCCACGAGGAUCUCAAGACUAAAAGCCGGACCAAUUUCAUCUCCACCACUUUUCCUGAUGUUCAUGCUGCGUUGCCGAACUUGGACAUUCUCUCUGUUGGCUCGGACGCGGUAGAGAUUCGGGUUGACUUGCUCGUGGAUCCCACAACUCCGCCGUCAGGCACCACGGGUGCAGUGCCGAGUCUACGUUAUGUUGGACAGCAAUUGAUGUUACUUCGACAACAUACAGAACUGCCAAUCAUAUUUACCACACGCUGCACCGCAGAAAAUGGCAAAUUUCCCAUGGAUGAUCCGCAUUUAUUCUACCGCUAUCUUCGCCGCGCUAUCCAAUGGGGCGUAGAAUACAUUGACGUGGAGUUGUGGCUUCCUGAGUCCAUACGUCAAAGGUUGGCAGCAGAGAAGGGGAACAGCAUCAUCAUGUCAGCUUUCCAUGAUUUUUCAGGGACCUGGAAGUGGACGUCACCCGAAGCCCCACGAAUCUUUGCGGAGAGCGCCAAGUACGCCGAUAUAGUCAAGAUGAUCGCGAUGGUCACGACUAUCGAAGCCAAUUACGAGCUUGAAUAUUUUAGGUCGGAGAUCCGCAAGACUCACGGGGCGUAUCCCUUGCUGUCGGCGGUCAACAUGGGUCAAUUAGGCCAACUGUCACGAGCUCUAAACACAGUUUUCUCGCCCAUCACUCACCCGUUGCUGCCGAUGAUCGCGGCUCCGGGCCAGUUGACAGCGGCAGAGAUCAAUGAGGCACUCCACAUCAUGGGCCAGCUGCCGAAACGCGACCUGUAUGCGAUUGGGUCGUUUCGAUCAACGCCACAGUCUAUCCUUCCACACACAUUGACCUCGAUCGAUCGCGGACCCAUAGGGUCAGUCGAGCGGGUGCUCACACAGGCCACAUUCGGAGGAGCCUCGGUGCAUCCACCCAUUCCAAGCAAUACCGCGUCGAUCGGUCUGGUCGAUACGAUUGUGGCCGGUCCUCAAGGGCCGCUGAAGUCGUUGGUGGGGGAGAAUGCAACGUGGAAGGGCAUCCGAGCGACUUUGACCCGAGAUUAUGUACCGUCGGCGUACCAAGGCCGGACCGCAAUUCUCUUGGCAGCAAGCGAGAGUGAAGCAUCGGCAACAAUUUAUGCCUUGCGCAGCUUGGGAGUCGGUGCGAUCCACACGGUGGGAUUCCGGGCUCGAGGUCCCUUAGCAGCGGGGCUCGAGCCUUUCACAUCAAUUCAAUCCGUCAAGCGGGUUGAGCAACCGUUCGUUAUGGUGUCCGCGCUACCUCCAGAAAAGUCGUUGCUGGUACAGCCGCUGUUGCGACAUUACCGGACGAGUGGGCGCUCAUCGCCGCCCUCGACCCGGGGCAAAGUCUACCUUGACCUGACCCGAGGUGAACACACAGGUGACCCUGUCGGUGUAGCUGUGCGUUCUGGAUGGACGGCUUACGGGAUUGAAGAUGUGGAUGCGUGGACGACAGUGGAGACACUGCGCUUGCUGGUGGGCCAGAACGUGCCAUUUGACUUUGUCCGGAUGGCCUCAGGAAGGAAUGCCAUGUCCCGCCCCCAGGUCAGCAUCGACCGUCUCACUCCUCGACGGGUUAAUGUCGAGCCUCGCGAAUCGAUGAACUGUAAAUCCUGUCGGAAACGCAAGUUCCCUUCGUCAUUUUGUCGCCUCAGAUCAAAUGCAACCGUCUGCGCCCAAGCUGUGAGGCCUGCAAGGUCUUCCAAUGUCCCUGCAUUUAUGGUUCACGCUGUCCCCAAAAAGCGCGGACCCAAGACCGAUGUAUUGGAAGCCUUGCUCAAGCGCGUCGAUGGACUCGAAAAGCGUCUACAGGAGGAUUCUCCAAUCUCUCCCGUCUCGUCGAUCUCGCCCAUCAAAUCGUCAGAGCAACCACAGCAGCAGCAGCAGCAGCAGCAGCAGCAACAACAGCCCCCACCGUUACUACCUCCAGCCUCGGUGGCCUUUCAGCAUCCCGCAGCGUCGCAAACUUAUGGAUCCCCGCCCCGCUUACCGGACGCCAUGCUCGACACUUACUUUGCUCGCCUGCAUGGGAAGCCUUACUGGAUUUUGGAUGAACACCAAACCCGCCAGCGCCAUCAUUUAGGUCAAUUGCCAGUGCAUUUGUCUAUGGCUCUUUAUGCCUUGACGUCACGGUACCUGCGAAUCCCUUAUAUCAAUCCCCUUCCGGCCCCUGGCAGCCAGGAGUAUGCGCGACAAGCCCGUCGGCUGGUGGACAUCGAUAACCCCACGAUUGACGGUACACAGGCUCUCUUGUUGCUCUCUCAAGCUUUUUUCGCCCAUGGCUGUGGGAAAACGGCCUACAUGGUUCUCUCCAAUGCGGUGGCUAUGGCUUUGGCCUUGGAUUUGUACCGCGAGGUCUCCACUCCAACCCUGCCCGCCCCGGAGAGAGAGAUGCGCCGCCGCUUGUUUUGGACCGUGUACAUCAUGGACCGCUUUCUUACUUGUGGCUCUAAGCGGCCUUGUUUGAUUGCCGAUCACUCUAUUGCGCUGCGGCUACCGGGCAUGGGCUCUGAGACUGGGGAAAGCUUCAAUCCGGUUGGACCCAACAUCCACUACAUUCCCGACCGGCGCAAAGGCCCCGGGGGUGCAACUCUGCUGGUCGACAUUACGCGCAUACUGGGUGUAACACAUCGGUAUCUGGCGGCGGGCGGUGUCAAAGGCGACUCCCAUUUCCCCUGGCAUGCAUUGUCCAAUUUGUCCAAGAUUCGCCAGGAGCUGGACCUUUGGGCCACUGGCACGCAGGAUCUCUUUGCCUCGAUUGAAACACUAUUUGGCCACCCGGAGAGUACGCUAUUGCUUCUAAGCAAACUGAUCUACCAUCUGGUACACUGCCUACUCUACCGCCCAUUCCUUCCCAUUGACUUGGUAGAGCUGCGCGGCACCGGCCAGCAUCAAUCGUGGCAGAUUGAGGCAACCACGCUCUGUUUCUCACACGCCAAUGCAAUUGCGGAGCUCGUCGAAUUGGCUCGACAUGCCCCGCGCAUUGAAUGGCCGUCCCUAGUGGCAUACUGCAUCUGUACCGCUGGCACAGUACAUGUGCAUGGUGUGCAUUACCACGGACGUGAAGGCGAGGUGUUCGCAUCCAGCGCCGACUUUCUGGCCCGCGAAAUGCACCAGCUGGCCUGGCUGCGGCAUUACUGGACAGGGGUGCAACAUCAACGGGAAAUGCUGCAGCGCAUCGCCUCCUGCCAUGCCGACUUGGUGCGAACAAUGGCAGCCCGCCCGGUUCGAUUUGCUCCUGUCUUUCACUUGGAAGACUUUUUCGACCGGUACCCAGGCUCAGCUGUUGAGGGUGGACAUGUGCGGUUGGUGGAUGGAGAUGAGCCUCUCCCGCUCUUUGACCGACAGGAUUUCUCAGGCGGGCUCAUCUAUCCAGCUACAGCAACACUCCCUUCCCAAGGACGAUCAUCUAUAAGCUUCCCGUCCUCGCAGGCCUCCCCACCAUGGGGUCCUGGGCCGGAAUUGACGCUUCCGGAAACCAGUUUGGGAUAUCCUCUAGGCGUAAGAAGCUCCCCAGCAGCAUUCUUAUCAGAGUCUACCUACACCGCUCCAACACCACCGACUCAGCCACAGUACGCAACGUUUCCGUUCGAGGCCACGCCUGGCGUCUCGGCCUUGACACCAGAUGCGCCGUCACAAGGCAGUUCCGGCACUAUCACUGGAGGCGGAGCCGGAACAAGUGACGGUGAAAAAGAUCCGUUUCUCAGUCUCUUGGAGCAACUGGCCGAGAACGAGCAUUCUCAAGGCGGGCCCAGUGAACUGGAUUUCUUCCUGGGUGAGGGAUUGGAGUCGAUGCCAGCGCCGGACGAUCAUUUGGCCGGCUCGAGCAGCCUGCCCGAACCAGAGUGA